Brettanomyces nanus is the source of this 2943-nucleotide messenger RNA. RefSeq lists its product as uncharacterized. Lineage: Eukaryota; Fungi; Ascomycota; Pichiomycetes; Pichiales; Pichiaceae. The coding region runs from base 1 to 2943 and encodes 980 amino acids. The transcript has 2 exons. The record is from RefSeq and is a predicted model, not a curated record.
AUGGUUGAGUAUUUUUUAUAUAAUUAUGAUCCAUUGGAGCAGCGUAAAAUGUUGGCCGUUAUUAUGGAAAACAGUGGUAUCGGUGACGCCCGCAAUGCCCCAAACUUGGAUCGCCAGGUGGCUGUGUGGAAACGGAUCCUCUUCUCACAGCUUAUCUUCAUUAACUUUUUGGCCAUAAUGGAUCAUAUCUACAACUAUCAGGGAGAAUUCUUUCCCAAAAGGGUGGUGAACUCUGAAAAACUUCCCAAUUGGGCAGAAUGGGUGGCUAACUGGAUCAAUCAGGAUUGUCGUUACAGAUUGGACAACUACUCAGAUGGAAGGAAUCACUUCAAGUUUGGUUCCGUAUUCAUUAGUUUUAUAGGUGAAAUGUCGCCGUACAACAAAAGUGCUCUACUAAUUAUGGAUCUGAUGAUUCCUCUAUUUCAGUACGUUAUGUUUAUUAUGGCUCUUGGCCAAGAGCGCGACACCUUCAAUGCAUCUCUAUACGGUCCAAAUCCAUCUACAACUUCUAUACCUCCUCAACCUUCCAUGUUUGCCAAUUCUGCUGUUCUUCCAUUGGAUGAUUAUCAUUCACCUUACUAUAUGCCUAUCAGAAGUAUUGAUGAUCCUCGUCCUGUCGAACAACUCAUCCGUCGCUUCAGUGUUUGGAAAAUGAUCCUCAAACAAAUUAUUUUCUACUUCAAGGAGACCUCUAUAUUCAAAAAACAGACCUAUCUCGGCAAUAAGGCCAUGUUGGAGAACUUGGAAAUCCUUCGGAAGCAGAAUUCCGGCAAGUUUAAGUUGAAAGGAUCCAAUUUCUCGUCUUCUACAGCCGCUAAGAACUUGAAAAAGAGUAUGAGUACUUCAGAUCUGUCUCAAAUUAGUCAACAACACAUGUAUAUAGACAUGCAACAGCAGCAAUCCGGGUCUGAUCCUUUCAGAGAGUGUACUACAUUGGGUAAGUUCAUCCAGAAGGCUUUCUUACCUCCUGGUGAUCACUCUAUCAUGUCUCUUUCUACUUCAUUAUACAAUAAUCAUGCUGCUUUGGCUGAAAGAGAAUUGAUUACAUACAAUCAACUCACUUUAAAGUUGAUUCCGAGGCUCGAGAACUUGAAGGAAAGUUUGAAUGAUGCCAUUAAGCAGAUGUUCUCUGUAAAGGGCUCUUCUCACUUCAAAACAAGAGAACUAAAGAUAGAAAUAGCCAAGACGGGGGCCAUUUUGAGUGAUUAUAUCAGUUCGGUUGAACUUCUAACCAAGGGAGAGUCGAAAACCAGUUUAGGAACCGUCAUAAAGUUUGACCAUAUCGAUCCAAAGUUUGAUCCAUAUCUGCUCCGGCUUAAGCUUGAUCUACAACUAAAAGACCAGCUUUUCACAGAAGCCCACCUAAAAGAGGCUUAUGCCGAUUUACAGAGGAAAGCCGUUCAGUUAGAAGCUAUUUUGUAUGGAGAAAUGCAGAGCUGCAUGGGAAUUUUCUCCAAUUUGAUCAAUGCUGAGUUGGACACCGUCAAAGACAACCUUGUGGCAGAUCUUUCCGAUGGCUUCUUACGUAAUGGACCAAAUAUUGACUGGGAUUACUUUGUUGCCAACGACAAUUCCCACAAUCUACUCAAUUUGACGGCAAAGCAAUCAUUGGAUAGAGUCAAGCAGAUAAGAAAGAAGUCGGAUGUUGUCUAUCCCUACCAGAUAGAUAAGAUCAGUUCGUGUAUUCUGAGUGGAUACAUGGAAAAGAAAUCAAAGUACUUAAAGAACUAUUCCAAGUUCUACUACGUUCUCACUUUCAACUUCCUACACGAGUUCAAGACAAAAGACAGGAAGCAUGAGACCACUCCUGUUAACUCGUAUUUACUUGAUGAUAUGACAGUGAUGCCUUCAGAUGAUGAUUCACAUAAGUUUGUGAUUAGAAUCCAUCCAAGGGACGAGUCUAAGUCUAAGUACACGUUCAGAUGUCAUUCUGAAGAGGUUGCCAGUCAUUGGUUGGAGUGUUUGGCUGAUUUGUGCAGUUUUUCUUCUCCUCUGGAAAGAAAUAACACGUUGAAUGAAGUUAUGGUGGAGGAGGAGCAGGCACAGCAGGUGGAGGAAGGUCAGCUGCCUUCUAAUUCAUCGAUGGCUCAACAAUCCGUUCAGACGGGUCAGACGGGUCAAACGACUCAGUCCAGCCAGUCAGCUCAAUCAGCUCAAUCAGCUCAAUCCUGCCAGUCGGCUCAGUCCGGCCAGUCGGCUCUUGCAAGCGACUCUAGCAGCAGUAAUAGCCAAAAAGAGAGCUGCUAUGCUGAACGCAAUGAAUCAAGUAGUUCUCUUCAUCUUCCCACCUUCAGAUCUAUCAAACCCACUUCAGAAUGCAGCACUCCAUCAACUACUCCCGGUAGUUCAGAUAUACAGCCCCAAGCUCACCAUAAAAGCUCGGCUAGUAUUAGUGGAUUAUCUAUGGAGAGUCUGAAAGAAAAGGUUAAGCAACAGCAGUUUAAAGCCCAGCUGUCUCGUGCUGGAAAGGCUAGAAUACCAUCAGACGACUCUCCAAAUAGCGAAUUGGGAGAUUACUUCAGCUAUGUGGCUCCUCGGCCAAGAAUGCCUUAUAGAAGGAGCCACAAUGGCAUUCGAAGUCUUUCCCGAUCACCUUCUCCUGUAUUAAUGACCCCACGUCUAUCUGUAACAGGUACGUCCGGUAUUACAUCUCCUCCUUACAAUCUGAUAGAACAGAUGGACUUGGGUGUGGCGGAUCAGGGUAGCAGUGGUUUAGAGAGACGACGAAUGAUACUAGAAUCGAGAUUAAGGACUUCCGGUGGGAUUUCCGGUGGAACUUUCGGUGGGACUCCCGGUGGGACUCCCAGUGUCACUUCCGGUGGCACCAGGGACACCCUCUUAUCUCUUCCCAGCCCUGGAUUGGCCAUGUCACCACCCCUAGAUACACCAGGAACGAUACCUCCAUCAUCAGUCGGUGACGUAUUCAGUCAAUCAAAUAAAUAG